Porites lobata is the source of this 2297-nucleotide messenger RNA. The record is from the annotation of a GenBank genome assembly. Lineage: Eukaryota; Metazoa; Cnidaria; Anthozoa; Scleractinia; Poritidae.
UGUCAAGUGACUCAGCAUUUGGUUUAAAAAUAUAACAAUACGUAAUGCUAAGCAACGCUAAUGCGACGAUCUGCGACACUCACAUAACAAAAACAACAAAAGACAAAAGACAAAAAACGGCUUAGAAUCGCAGGUUAGAGCAGCGGGUCCUCUGAAGUCGUACACAAAAGUACUUCAAUUCAGACUGGAGUAACUUGAAGUAGCCCGUUCUAGGGGGCCGUUCUACCGUUCCAGGAGUCCUUCUUUAGGUAAUAUAUCAGGAUAUUUGAUGAUAAUUAUAUCCUUUGGUCACCAAAGUUGUACCAAAGACAAAAUGGCAAAAAGCAAGUUUAAAAAGAAAAAAAAAAAUAGCAUUCUACAGUCUGGAAAAAUUGCGAAUGUCCAGGGCAGCAAGACAAUUAAGAGGUAAAACAAGAAUAACAUUUCAUGAGGUAGGCGAUCUUAUUUCCUUUUAUGUUUAUUGUCGUAACGUUUUUCUUUUUUGUCAGAAGAGGCUCCUGCCGGUCGUUUGAGUGAAAAGCAUGGGCUACCUGUGCAAGUUAGUUCCCAGUAGUACGCGUUCGUAUUGCGCCUGACUAAUAUUUGAAAGAGUAUUUGAAAAUGUUCUGAGUAGAAGGGCAUUUUCGAUUUAUUUGCACCACACCAUCCUCGAAAAUUCGUCUUGAGGAGUGCGUUUAAUAGUCACAGAUGGAUGAUCUCAUCGAAGAUGGAAAAAACAGCAGGUGGAUAGUGUGCAAGUUUUGCCAAUCAAAAGUGCUGAGACCAAGCACUGCAAGAUAUGAAGAAAGGGAGGUGAGGUUAACGCUUCCGUUGUUUUUUUCGCCACCAUGAAACUUGCCUCCCCAAUUUUCGAAUGAAGCUAGGUCAGCAGCUUUAUUGAAUAUGCACGGCCUUUCCUGCCCCAAUGCUUAGUGGGGCCAAGGGCACCAAAUGACGGCUUUGCAUGUUUAGGAUUCAUAGACAUGCAUAGUUGUCUAGAGUGGUAAAAGCUCUACAGUGAACAUUCCUAUUAAGUGGUACUAUUAGCUUGUUUAUCUGCACGAUAAAUCCAGGGAUUCUUAAUGCAUUUCGAACUGAUUGUCACUUUCUUCAUUUUUCCCGAAAAGCUGAGACGUUACUUACAUGUAAAGGUUCACGAAAACAAUAGAUUUCUGAGGCCUCUAUAUCUGUAACUAUUUUCGAAAACGAAAAUUUUAGGGGCCCUUUCUGAAGAAAGCAGCCAAAUAUAGGAAGUGAAAAUAAAUGUAAAUAAAACUCAACUCUCGAAAAUCUUAAGGAAGUAAAUAUAAAAGCUAAAACAAACAAAAAAAAAAUGGAAGAGUCAUGUGGAUAUAAAAAGCCUUUCUCAAGCUCAGAGAAUUUAUAGUCUUAGUAUUUGCUUCCUCAAACAGAUAUUUCACAUAAAACUGGCAGUCAUCCAAUUUCCUUGGGUGUACAUGUUGGAAUUGGAUCAGAAGUUGUGCAUGUCACCUCACCUCUCAAUCAGUUUAUUAUGUCAACUAUUAUGAAUGCGAAUAACUCCACUAUAAUGGUCAUAUGGUUAUCAUUCACUCCAUAAAAAAACGACUUUUAACUUCAUGUCUUGAUUUCUGGCAGUAUUUUCAUGCAUCUUCACAACUGGCAAAAAAAGACAGACUUUGUUAUGUACUUUCUCUUAUACAUUUUCCUUUCUAAUAAUAUCAACAGCUCUUCCUGCCUUUUAUGCAGAAAAAGGAAGAUUUUACCACAGAAAAUCAAGAAGGUGAAACCCUGAAAAGUCACUGGCUUGUCCCCGAUAUGUUUGCUUUUGAAAAUGUUGGCUUUUCAAUGACUGUAGAAUCCAUCAAAUAUCUAGCUUGUGCUGACUGUGAGCGUGGACCAAUAGGAUGGCAUGAUAUCACAGACAAGACAAGGUUUUACAUUGCACUUGAACGAGUUGAACACAAACAAUUACCUCAAUAAUUUGUGGGUGUACUGAAGUUUGACAUUUUUAUCUACAUGAUUAUUGUACACCUAUCUUAUUUUCCUAGAAUAAUAUGUCAAGAUAUGAAUAGUUAUUAUUAUAAAAUAAAUUAAUAAUGAACAGCCAAUUAAAACCAGAAUAAACGGCAACUUUCUAGGAGAUAUUUCAGUGUCUAGCAAUUAUUUUAAUCUAACUUGCAUCCUUUGUAGUGGAACAACCUUUCAGUGGAACUGUCAUACAUGUAUAGCAAGCCUCCAUGUAACAAAGUCCUCAGUUUAACAAAAUAAUUUUAUUUUUUACCCCCAGUAAGUAUCAAUAAAUGAAAAAGACCCUCAAUAUAAUGAAGCCUUGUUAU